ACAGUAUCGAGUGCAACAUCGAAGCAUCCUCAUCUUCUGGGAUAUUAGUACAAAUUGAAUUCAUUUUCAAAUUCAAUAUGAAAUUCUUGGUGAUCGUUUUUGUGGCCCUUAUCGCCGUUGCUUCCGCGCUUCCUCAAUUCGGAUAUGGAGGAUUCGGUGGAUUCGGAGGAUUCGGUGGCCAACAGCAGCAGCAAGAAGGAUUCGGCGGUUUCGGAGGCUUCGGAGAACAGCAACAGCAGCAGGAAAGCUUCGGUGGAUUCGGCGGAUUUGGAGGAAUCGAGCAGCAGCAGCAGCAGCAACAAGGAGGCUUCUUCUAAGGCUGUUACUUUAGUUCCUCGACUAAAAAUUAAAAUAAAUUAUUUGAACGUAUUAGUAUAACAAACACAAAACAGUUUUUGUUUUUAAAUACUCAUUUACAUGUUUUGACAAUGGCUUAUUGUAGGCCUUUAGAUCGACAGAGAUUUUAUUAAUGAGUAACCUUCAUUUAUUUCGCUUGCUUAUAAAUACGUUUGGGUUUAUUUUUUUGGACAUAAGCAACAUCAAGAAAAAUGAAUUAUUAAAUU
Drosophila melanogaster (fruit fly) is the source of this 563-nucleotide messenger RNA. RefSeq lists its product as uncharacterized. The transcript is spliced from 2 exons. The coding region runs from base 78 to 317 and encodes 79 amino acids. The record is from RefSeq and is marked reviewed. NCBI's taxonomy places the organism in Eukaryota, Metazoa, Arthropoda, Insecta, Diptera, Drosophilidae.